AUGUGGAAGAUAACCUGGCUGGUUUAUUAUGUUACAAGUUUAGCAUCUUUUCCAAUGUUCUGUGCCUAUUUAUUAAUGAUAGCUUUAUCUGGAUUAUGGCAGAAACACACUUCACCAUUAAACCUUAGACCUAUUUUAGUUAUCUAUAACCUUGGUUGUUGUCUAGCCAGUUUAGUUGCAUGUGGUGGAUUAACUUAUGCUGUGUAUCUUAGAGGUGAUAUCUAUGAAAGAAAGCCAAUACCAUUUUUAAAACCAUUCUUUCUGUUAUAUUGGGCCACAAAACAAAUUGAGUUAUUAGAUACUGUAUUUAUGGUGCUAAGACAUAAACGUCGCCAAAUUUCAUUCCUUCAUGUUUACCAUCAUGCUAGUAUGUUAUUAUUAAGUGAAAUUGGUUAUAAUAGUUAUGUGUGGUCCUCCAUUGCCACAAUUUUUGCUAUCAAUUCAUUUGUUCAUGUAGUACUUUAUCUUUAUUAUGGUUUAACUGCCCUCUUCCCAAAUAACCCACCGAAAUGGAAGAAGUUAGUGACCCAAAUACAAAUUGCUCAGUUUUUGAUAGGUUUUGUUAUUGCUGUUUAUGGUUAUAUAAAUGGUUUUUAUUGUAUUUAUAGUAUAUUUUAUAAUUCCACCAUGUUUGUUUUAUUUUCUAAUUUUUAUUAUCAAGCUUAUGGCAGCAAAUCAUCAAAGUUGAAAUUAAAGUGA
Molecule: messenger RNA, 699 nt
Organism: Lottia gigantea (owl limpet)
Lineage: Eukaryota; Metazoa; Mollusca; Gastropoda; Lottiidae
Exons: 2
Coding region: 1-699 (232 amino acids)
Biological process (GO): very long-chain fatty acid biosynthetic process; sphingolipid biosynthetic process; fatty acid elongation, polyunsaturated fatty acid
Cellular component (GO): endoplasmic reticulum membrane
Molecular function (GO): fatty acid elongase activity
Source: RefSeq, a predicted model, not a curated record